Molecule: messenger RNA, 1158 nt
Organism: Guillardia theta CCMP2712
Lineage: Eukaryota; Cryptophyceae; Pyrenomonadales; Geminigeraceae
Exons: 8
Coding region: 1-1158 (385 amino acids)
Source: RefSeq, a predicted model, not a curated record
AUGAUGGUGGUGAUGGUUGUAUGCAUUGCCCCAGAAACUGGCAGCUCUCUCCCUCCUGCCUCCUCCUCCCCCGCCCUAUAUCCUGCUGCUGAACUGCAAAUCUCGGAACGAAAGGAAGGGGGGCAUGCAGACAUCUGUGGAGACCGGCUCGGACAACAUGGGGCCUCCAAGAUCAAGAGAUCGAAGAAGCAACCUCGUGUUAGAAGGCUGAAGAACCAGACAGAUACUGCUGCAAGGGGAAGAAACAAGUGCAUGCAGCCGGGCUGCACAACUUUAGCUUCAUAUGGAGAUAUCUCAAACAAAGUUGCGGUAGCAUGCGCAAAACACCGGAAAGAAGGACAUGUUGAUGUGAAGAAUCGGAGAUGUUCUGCUAUCCUCUGGGACGGAUCGCAAUGCACAAAACUUCCGACCUUUGCCCUCCCGCACGAGAGGAUACCUCGUCAGUCUGCCGGCAAGCUCGUGUUGUGUCGUGACAUGGUAGCAGGAUGCUGUCUACUGCACUCGCCACCGGGCUACGUGAACGUGAAGAGAAAUGGCAAGAGAAAAGUGAGACGAUGCCAGGCCAUUGAUUGCAACAAGGUCGCGUCCUUCGGGAACAUGGUUCAAGACGUGAGAGACAAGAGGAAGGGAGGCGUAAAAGUCCAAGGGCUCGGACAUGCUCGCCUGCUCUGCCACGAACACAAGGAGGUCGUCUUUGUUCUGAGAAGAUUUCUGUCCGCUUUUGGCCAGUCGUUUGCCUCCCAGCUUGCACAGGAGAUGGAGCAAGAAUGGAUGAACAACAGGAACAACUUCAUCAGGCAGUCAUGCAGCCAUCAGAAGACUUUCUCUUCCUUUCACCAACGAAACAACAAAGAGGACUGGAUCCACUCCCAAGACCUCUGGUGGCAACUUCAAGAAGCGGCUCACUGGGAUUUCGAGGGAGCGAUGAACGGCUGCUCCUUUUCUGAGCCGAACUCGAUCACCAACUACGUGUGGAUGCAUCCCGAGAGCAUGUGGAGACCCACGUGGGACGCGGGAAAGACGCAGGAGGAGGAGGAGGAGGAGGAGGAAGAGGAGGAGAAGGGAAGGCAAUCGGACGAAAAGCUUCCUCUUUUGCUACAUCCUCCUCCUCCCCCUUCUGCUGUGGUGCAAGAGGAGUGGGAAUUGCCUUUGAGGUGA